UUUAAAUUGAUUCUUACCACUUUCUCUUCCUCUAGUAUCUUUCAUUUCUUCACUCUUUCUCUUCCUCUCUCUAAAACAACAUGAGUUUCGAAACGCAACCCGAAACGGCGUCGUACUGGUGCUACAGCUGCACCCGCUUCGUCCACCUCUCCGCCGCCGGCAACAUCGCCUGCCCCCACUGCGAAACCGGCUUCGUUGAAGAGAUCCACCCCGACCAAUCACCGAAUCACGCUCACGCUCACGGUCUCAGCCCGUUACCUGAAGAUCCCGUUUCUUCCCGGCGGCUAGGUUUCCGCCGCAGACGCCGCGACACCGGAAGCCGCUCCCCUUUCAACCCAGUCAUCGUGCUUCGCGGAACCGCUGACGACGGAGCCGAUCAAGAAGGAGGCGCCGCCGCCGCCUUCGAGCUUUACUACGACGACGGCGACGGUACCGGUCUCCGCCCACUUCCGCCGACGGUUUCAGAGUUUCUGCUGGGGUCUGGAUUCGAUCGGAUGUUGGAGCAAUUCUCGCAGAUCGAGAUGAAUGGUUUCGGCCGGCCGGAGAAUCCGCCGGCUUCCAAGGCGGCGAUCGAGUCGAUGCCGACGGUGGAGAUCGGGGAGGUGGAGGUGUGUAACGAGGCGCAGUGCGCCGUUUGCAAGGAAGAAUUCGAGCUGGGUGCGGAGGCGCGUGAGCUACCGUGCAAGCACAUUUACCAUUCCGAUUGCAUCGUUCCGUGGCUUUCGAUGCGGAACUCGUGCCCGGUGUGCCGGCACGAGCUUCCUUCAGAUCUGAACGCUAACCCUCUUAGGGCUCCAGGGCAAAUCGACGAGGAAGCGAUCGGGUUGACUAUAUGGAGGUUACCCGGCGGGGGAUUCGCUGUGGGUAGAUUCUCCGGUGGGCGGAGUGCUGGGGAGAGCCAUUUGCCGGAGGUGUACACGGAGAUGGAUGGUGGGGUGAAUUCAAACCGUGCACCAAGAAGGGUUUCUCCGACGGUGAGCGGACACAGGGUUAGGGAACGACGUGGAGUUGGCAGAGUCUUUCGGGGUUUCUUGUCAUUCUUUGGAAUUCGUGGUUCUUCAAGGUCAACUCGUUCUUCGUCUUCUUCAAUUUCGUCUUUGUCAUCUUCGUAUUCUGGUAAUUCUGAAGUGAGUACAACAGGCCUUAGCCAAUUGAGUUCAUCGCUCAAUAGAAACUCGCGGAGACGACGCAAUAUGUCACAGCUGGUAUUGGAAGAUUGAUCUGCAAUUUUGCGAGAAAUACAAUUUUUUUCUUUUCACAUUUGGAUUCAUGCUGUAAAUAUGAUGAAACUCUUGGGGUUUGAAUCAAAAUCAAUUGAAGCUUAGAUUUGUUUGGAUGGUGCAAAUUGCAAUUCAAAACUUGGGAACAGACAAUUGCUUCUACAAUAUCUGGAUGGAACUAGCAGUGACUAGGCAUACAUUGGGAAAGAAGAAGUUGAGUGCUUCAAUUUCUGUGAACUCCAUUAUUUGAUUUGAUUUGUUUAUACUAUCAUAUUAGUCACAUGUUAUUUGUAAGAAUUCUUUCAAUGAUUAUGCUUUUUGAGAUGCUGCUUCUCUGAA
Messenger RNA from Lotus japonicus, 1559 nucleotides. RefSeq names its product E3 ubiquitin-protein ligase RDUF2-like. Gene Ontology annotation, molecular function: ubiquitin protein ligase activity. The record is from RefSeq and is a predicted model, not a curated record. Gene Ontology annotation, biological process: protein ubiquitination. Lineage: Eukaryota; Viridiplantae; Streptophyta; Magnoliopsida; Fabales; Fabaceae. Bases 81 to 1220 code for a protein of 379 amino acids. Gene Ontology annotation, cellular component: cytoplasm. The transcript has a single exon.